AUGCCGUUAACACUAUAUCCAAAUCAGCAACCAUACAUUGCGGCUAAUGUCGCUAUAUCGUACAAAGGUGCUGAAACUACCGGUGGUGGUCCGGAUAUUCAUAGUCAAACAAGUAGCAAUGAUGGUUCGAGUGGAAGCGAACAGAGGAGGGGACGCGCGAUUUUACCACCAGCACCGAUGUCAUCAGCUGUUCAUUCAACUGCAUUUUCAACCAAUGUGCAAAAAGGAACGUCAGCAUCCUUAGCUGCAGGUCCAUCCUUUGGAAUGGUAUCAACAAAUCGUUUGGAAGAAAUGUCACAGGAUUUGGCAUCCAGUCGGCAAAGUUUUCGAAUUGCCAUGAGUCAACCUUUUGAGUUCUUUGUCGAUAAUUUAUAG
Acanthocheilonema viteae is the source of this 375-nucleotide messenger RNA. NCBI's taxonomy places the organism in Eukaryota, Metazoa, Nematoda, Chromadorea, Rhabditida, Onchocercidae. The record is from the annotation of a GenBank genome assembly.